ACGACAGCCGAAGCAGAAGCCGAAGCAGAAGCAGAAGCCCGGCAACUUUAGCGCACAGAAUCAUUCUGUAAAGCGCGCGCGAACCCUUCGCACCAGCAGACCGCAGAUACAAAGAUACAAAUAUUCGCAAAACACUGAAAAUUCGCAAGACCGAAUAUCGCAAAAAGUAACUCCAAAGCUGGCUAACCGAGUGAAAAAGCAAACAGCCCGGGCAGCCGAAAAGUGCAAGUGAAGUGCGUAGAGUGCGGAGAGUGUGGAGAGUGGAGUUCUGAGUUCUGAGUUUUACCACUGCCAACUUACCGGAGAUAUAAAAUAAAAACAAAUUAGGAACGACGGAGGCCUAGUGGCCCAAAUUCAGAACGACAAAUUCAGAAAGCGAAGAAGAUCAAGCGAAAAUUUGAAUAAUUAAAAAUAAACACGCGCCGUGCGAGAGAGAGUGUGAGUGUGCGUGCCGCGUAUCCGUCAGAUACGCAAAGCAAAGCGUAAGCAAAGGCAAAACGCUGACGUAUUUUCACCCGAAUACCGUUAUAUAGCCGGCCGGCUUUUUGUGCCCAAUUAACGCACAUUCAACAAAUUGCCCAGACGCGAAAAACAAAUUGUAACAUUCGGUAUCGGAAUAUCGAAUUAAAGCCCAGUUUAUCACCCGUAAUAAAUUGUAGCGCAAAAAAAUAAAACGAAAAAAAGAAACAACAUAAAACCGAAAAGGAAAACCAAAACCCCAAUAAUAUACUUACCUUUUGUCUCAUUUAAUUUCGCUGCGGUUCGUUCUGGUGCAGUGUAAUAGAGAAAAGUUUAUAAAUAAAUAUACAAUAUACAAAUAACUGAAUGCAGAUGUUUGGCAUAAUAAGUGUCACAAUCAAUUGCUGAGCGACGAGAUCUUGAAAAAUACGCUAAAAGGAACCCAUUGAGCUGAAGAAGCGACUGGAGGAAGUGCGUCUGCUGGAAUCGCGACGCUCCGCCCGUCUGGCAGACCAGGAUCGCGACACGGACUUUGCCAGACUCGCCGACAUGAGUGGCGAACGCCGCAGAACCACCACACACAGUAUUGAGGUGCCAUCGCAGCUGACGGCGCAGCACAAUUCCCGGAAACGUCCGCCCAGCGAUCACCAGGACUACAACAACUAUGAGGAAACAUGCCGUGCCGCCGAGAUUCUGUCAUCGAUGAAGCUGCAGAGUCCGCAUGGCUCAUUGGCCGACAAGUGCUCGAGUCCCGGCAGCAGCUCGUCGGCUUCCUGGAGCUCCGGUUCCGCAUCGCCGCCUCUGAGUGACGACGGCCACGCCCACCCCAGCCCACACAACAUCAUGUCGCCCCACGAUGCGGCCAACGCACGCAUACGCACAACAUCCGUGUCCACGUCGGACGAGGGCAUUGUCAUCGACUUCAAGGAGGAGCGCAAGAAAAAGUCCAAAAAGUUCCGAUGCGUUUACCGAGGAUGCGUUGGCCUGGUGGCCGAUCACAAUACAGUCAUGCGUCACAUUAGGAAAAAACAUUUGGGAAAGGACGGCCAUCGCUCCGCGGACGAUGACUGGGGAAACGAGGAGGAGUUCUACUACGAGGAUGCCGACGACGACGAAGAGCAGGUGAAGCCCAGUCUGGCCUCCGAGCCGACGUUGAGUCACCGGGACAUGGCGCGUCCGCCGCACGAGGAUCCCGAGUACCAGAAGCAGAUUGUGGGCAACUUCAAGCAAGGACGCGCCGGUAGCCACUAUAACCACCUGGCGCAGUCGCAUGGACGCACCACCAUCAGUGGCAGCAACAUCCCGAGCACCCACCAGCAGCAGCUGCAGAACAACAACACCAGCUGCAUCCCCACAUCGCACCUGGCCCACCACAACUACACAUGCCCGGCGGCGACGGCGACAGUGGGCAGCUACUCCUCCUCCACGGGGACGGGGACGGGGCCGGUGGUGGCCAGCGCAUCAGCCUCGCCGCUCGGCAAGCACGCGCGCUCGUCGUCCUCCCGUCCGAACCACUCGGUAGCGCCAUAUCCAUCGCCGACGUACGUCCAGCAGCAGCAGCACCACCAACACACGCACCACCACAACUACGCCGGCAGCAGCGGCAGCAGCAACAGCAGCAGCAGCAGCAGCAGUCCAGUGAUCCACAGCAACAACAGUGCCAACAAUAUGCUGCAGCAGCUGUCGCAGCAAAAUGUCACAGUGACGGCGCAUCACAGCCAGCAGCAGCAACUGCAGCAGCAGCAGCAGCAACACCACCAGCAGCAGCAACACAGCCACCAACAGCAGCAGCAACAUCUCCUGUCCAGUGUGACGAUCACGCCCAAUUUCCAUCCGGCGCAGCAGCAGCACCAUCAGCACCAGCCGAUGCGCGGCCACCAGCAGCAACAUCCACAUCCACAGACAACUGCCGGCAACCUGGUUGCCCAAAACAACAGCAACAACCACAGCAACGGAAGCAACGGCAGCAAUCCGCUGCAGCAGCAACAGCACAUGGCGCAACAGGUGGCCGUCAAGCAUACGCCCCAUUCGCCUGGCAAGAGGACGCGCGGCGAGAACAAAAAGUGCCGCAAGGUGUACGGCAUGGAGAAGCGCGACCAGUGGUGCACCCAGUGCCGGUGGAAGAAGGCGUGCAGCCGCUUCGGCGACUGAAAGCGACAGAAGUCGUCGACGGAGGCGGCAAACCAGGCGUCGGCGCACCAGUCCAAGGCAGCAACAGCAACAGCAGCAGCAUCAGCAUCAGCAACACCCAACCCAGCAGCAAUAUCAGCAACUCCCAGUCCGGCAGCAACAUCGUCCUCGAAAAUGACCACCACAGUGGUGCGAUUGGCGGCCGAGGUGGCUGCCGGCAAGCAGCUACCCUCGUCGCUGACCAUCAAAACCAACAAGCGUUACGGUGGACAGGUGCAGCAGCAGCAGCAGCAACAACCGCAUCCCUAUGCGGUGACCGCCAACAGCAACACAAUCAGCAAUCGGCCGGUGCGUAUACGCAGUGUGGCCACCUCGGUGAUUGUGGCGCCCAUUGCCUGCGCAGCCACAACGACGACCACCGCGCCCACCCUCAUGGAGGAUGCUGACGAGGAGCUGGAGCUGGAUGAGAUGGAGCAGGAGGAGCAGCAGGAGGAUCAGGAGGCGCUCGAGGAUCAGGAGGAGGCGCAGGUGGCUGCUGCCAACGGCCUGCUGGCCUGGAGCCGAGCAGCCGCCAAUCAGCAGCAGGCGCAGGCCGUGCUGAUGCAGGGCUAAGUCCACCUGAACCGCCACCGAGCACCGCCACUUGCUGACUCCUGGAUGGAUGAGAUGGAUGAGAACGGAUGGCUGUCAGUGGCAGCUGUUGCCCCGACGACACAAAUCGCAAAUGAAUGCAAAUGCAAAUGAAAAAUGGUCUCUUCUUAUUUACUCUGCAUUGAAUUGUGCACCUUAAACACGUAACGGUAUCUCUUUUGUUGUUGUGCAGGUGUUUGCCAACUGCCGUGCAAAUGUUGCUGACAUUUGCGGCCGGGCAACAUUUGCAAUCUACAAUAAUCUAAUUAUUAUUAUUAUAAUUAUUAUUAUUACUAUUAUUGCAGUGCGUAAAUAUACAUAUACAUAUAUACAUACAUAUACAUAUUUAUUUCUAAAAUGACUUUGUUAAUUCUUAUGUUAAAAAGCUGAAAAGCAGUUGGCAGAUUUUUAUACACACAAAAGGCGAAAGCAGCAAACAGCUAAAAUACGUACGUUUGCCAGCUGUUUUACAUAAAACAUAACAAAAAAAUGCAAAAGAAAAAACAGCAAAAAACAAUUCAAGCAUAAACCAACAACAACAACAACACAUGAAAACCAACAAUAUUUAAAGCAAAUAUACAUUUGAUUUUUUUUAAUUGUAAGAACUCUAGUAAAUUUUUUUAUAGUAUUAAGUGCAAUUUCUGUUCUACUUCUCGCUCUAAACAAAGAAAACAAAACGAAAUGAAAUGAAAUGUAAGAAAACGAAUCAAACCAACUCAAACAAACAAACAAAUCAAAAUGAGGAGGUGGUGCAGAAAUCCCUUUGCUCGGAAUUUACGUUGAUGUACGCAAGAAUUCGUCACGAAGUGAUUUCUGUGCCGCCUCCGCUUGAAAGCAGAAUAUUCAAACGAAAACCUAAAAAUAUGCAUAUUAAAUAUUCAAGGCGUUGCAUCUACACAUUAAAUAGGCAUAAACGAAAAAUAGUUAAAUUACUUGCAUAAUCACAUGUAACUCAAAUCCAAGAGCCGUUUAAACAAUUUGUAAGUGUGUGUGUUAAGCGCUAAGAGUUAAGUAUUAAUCGACUUCAUGCAUACGAGCGGCAAUAGAUGGACACACAGCUAAAUAAUCUAGUUAAUUAAGCACCCAGCCACCACAAACCCACCCACAACCAAGUACCCAAAAGCCCAAACUCUCAAACAUCUAUAGAACAAUUACCCUUCAACCCCAAAUCCCGAGUCCAAAAACCACGCUAAUGUAACAUAUAGACAUACGAGCAACUUAAACUUAAACGUAGUGAAUUUUUAAAACAAACAAAACCAAGCAAACAAACAAACAGACAGGCCGACAGACAAACAGAUGGAUUGUGAGGUAGAUCUUAUAUCCUUAUCCUUAUCGAGAAAAGGGAAUCGUCGAAAUUUCAAUUGGAGCCAGAAGGAAAACACUUUCAAACAUGUUCAAAUUUUUAAUAAAUUGUUAAGUUGAUAUUUUCUAAAAACACACAAAAACGAAAAAUGAGCUAAAUUUGUCUAUUAAUUAAUUUGUAAUGAACUUAUGACUAAAAGCUAAGAUUUAAAACAACAAAAAAAAAAACAAAAACUUUUUGCGUUGUGCAACUGUUGUGAAUUGUUCAAAUUACGGUAUACACAUACAAACAAUGACGUCACAAAGGACCCAGCGAGGUUUGCGAGGAUAUAAGCAGAUGUAGCCCAUCUAGGGAUAGCUACGAAUUGAGAUUGAAGAGCAGGAGAAUUUACGGAUGAAGAAAUGAAAAUACACAAGGAAUUCUUAACCAAAUUGGAAGUACAAACUAAAGUCUAGAAUAUGUAAAUAUAGAACCCCCAUACACACACUUAACGAACGGAAGUAAAAGGGAAUACGAAGCGGAAGUGCAAUGGGAUAACGAGCCCAAGAGGAAACCGAGUCGCGAUCGGAAAAAGUAAUGUUGAUGGGCGAAGAGGAGAGGAUAGGAGAGGAGGGAAAAUUGAGCUUAGGCGGCAGCAGCUUUAAAAAUGUUUGAAAAUGAAAAUGGAAAGUUAGGGAGAGCGGGAAAGUUGAAAGAAACCGCGAAAGCGGAAGCGAAGGCAUGCAGAAACCGUAAGGAGAAAGUAAAACACGCAAGCGAAAAUUUCAUUGAAAUUGUUUGCCGUGAUUUGAAUGAAAUUCAUAAUGGUGGCCAUUUUUGUGUAAUGCGAAAAAGUUUAACAACAUUUUGUACACUUGUAUUUCGUUUUUAUUAACUAUAAGUUUAACCAAAACAACAAAAACAACAACAAGAACGAUUGUAAGCAAACGGAGUAAAAUGCAACUGAAAACGGAGAAAAUGCAAUACAUUUUACUUAUUUUUGUCUGUCGCCCCAGAACGGCGUCUUCUAUUCUUUAUUACGAAUUAUGAUUACGAGUAUGAUUAUUGUCAUCAUUAUUAUUGUUUUUCUUGCUAAUUUUCGUGCACCAUACACAAACACCCCACACACAAGCGUAGUUAAGUGCGCACACUCGAUCUAUUUCGUUGCGUUCUGGAAAUUAUUUAAACUUAAGUGAUAUUUUUAAACAAACAAACAAAAAACAAAGAAGAAAGAAGAAAGAGGAAGAAAACUAUCCAUUAUUAUAUAAUUAUCGCUAAUAUUUCUUACUAUUUUAUGUGUACGAUUACCACGAUUAUCACGAAAAGAGCAAGAAAUACAAGGCAGGCUAAGUCCCGCGAUCCGGGAUGUCCUCAAAAUCCCGAUCGGAGAUUAGAACUGACCUACCUGAAAAACAAACGGAAUGUGACAACGGAUGAAGAAAACCGGAAAUGCUUAACGAAGAUAAGCGGGGAAGAAUUAUGGAGGGAAAUAUCAGAAAUAUCAGUAAAGGUCAAAGCUCUAAUCCAUCGAACAUGAAUGCUAGAUUCAUACAAUAGCGAGAAAUAAUAUUUCUUUUUGAUUUUUUUCUUGAAAAGAAUACAACACAACAACAACAACAACAAGAACA
Drosophila erecta is the source of this 6129-nucleotide messenger RNA. It is a transcript of the gene Glut4EF, whose product is annotated as zinc finger protein 704. Lineage: Eukaryota; Metazoa; Arthropoda; Insecta; Diptera; Drosophilidae. The record is from RefSeq and is a predicted model, not a curated record. The transcript has 7 exons. Gene Ontology annotation, biological process: regulation of transcription by RNA polymerase II. The coding region runs from base 1009 to 2610 and encodes 533 amino acids. Gene Ontology annotation, molecular function: DNA-binding transcription factor activity; RNA polymerase II cis-regulatory region sequence-specific DNA binding. Gene Ontology annotation, cellular component: nucleus.